This is a messenger RNA of Parasteatoda tepidariorum (common house spider), 3500 nucleotides long. RefSeq lists its product as uncharacterized. Lineage: Eukaryota; Metazoa; Arthropoda; Arachnida; Araneae; Theridiidae. The record is from RefSeq and is a predicted model, not a curated record.
UUGAUCAUAACUUUUUUUAUGCAACUUUCUUCGAGACUUGUUCAACUUAUUACUUUUCGUCAUUCAAAGAGUUAAUCCUCUGUGAUUGAACUUCUUUCAAUUUGACCGUGUCACGCUUAACCGGACUUCUCUAUACACAUGGAAAUAUUUUAAUCAAUUACUGCUGAUAUUGGUAAAUUGGGCCUAUAUGUCUCCUCAAUUCUUUCGUCAAGUUUCCUGUUAAUCAUCAAAUACGCUUACAUAUUUAGUAAUUACAUUUAUCCAAUAAUGGAGGACAAUUCUAGCGCAUCAUCCGACAGCGACAAUGCUCUAUUGUCAGCAAAAGAUCAUAAAUCCCAUGGUCAAAGUGCCGCCACACAAACUCCAGAAUUGCCACGACGAGAUAAAAAUCCUUCCUCAGAAAUUCCAGAAGAAGCGAAAAUUCAAGAAAAUCCAUCAUCUAUAACAGUAUACAAACUUGACACUCAGAAACCAAUGUCUGAACUAGAAAAUGAAGCCAAAAGUCUAGCCAUUCCUGAUGUUGUCGUUGAGUACAUUAAAGAAUCGUACCGUCGACAAGAUGAAGAUGGGCAUGAACAAGGAAACACAAAUCUUGCUUUUGAGCCACAAGAACUCAUAGUUGUUAGAACUCCAUCAUGUGUUAGCUUACGGGAAGAAGCUUCCGCAGAAAAUGGAAUGACACUCACAACUCUUGGCAACAAUAUCCUGUACCAUAGCAUGCCAAGGACACUGUCGGGCAAAACAGAAGAUCAAUCCAGAUUACUUUCUGUUGUAGACCCAUCUCUCUCUGCUUCAGUUUCUUCGUUGGGAUAUCCCAGAUCAAUUCCACCUUCGCCAAACUUCGGAUACAGACCACUAGAGAGUGAAACCUCAGCUGUCUAUACAAUUAUCGCUCCAGUUCGUUACGUUAGCAAUGGAAGUGAUAAAGAAAUGGAAGCGAAACUUCUUGCGCAACUACAAGAACAAAUGGAAAAAGAAAAAGCCACAGCUCGUAAGUUUGAAUUCUGCACAGCGCCUAUUGAAGUGGAACGUCGACGCCAUCGUCUGCAGUGUGUCACAGAUACAUGUUCCACUAUGUUUCUUGUUCCUGGUAUUUUCAUUGCCAUAAUCACUCCUAUCUCCCUUAUUCCUAUGUUUAUCCUUCCUCUGAAAUACAUGUUACCACUCAUGGCCUUAUUUGUGAUUUGUGGUAUCAUUGCUGUUCUAUCGUUAGCGGUAUCUGGCUUUUUUGGCAAUGUCGUAUGGCAUUACGAUGAUAAAAAGCAACGUAUUCGUCCUCGACUUCACUGUGGAACUGGACCUUUAAUGCACUUCUGGGGAAAUGGGUUUUAUCCUCUAAAAGAAGAUAACGAGCUUUUAAAAGGUAGUGAAAAAAUUGUGUGAUGUUUCAUAUUCUCAUUAAUAUAUAGUAUAUAAAGUAAGUUUAUCAGUGAUUAGAACAUUCCAUUCAUUCAAAUAAUUCUUAGACGCUAAUGUAAAUCAGUAAAUUUAAUUCGACUAUUUCAUUCCAGUUUAACCCGAAUUCUGUUAUUUCGAAUCAAGCAAUUUUAAUUCAUUGCUUGAAUAGAUUGUUUUGAUUCUAAUGUAUUGUCUUUAAUCUUUUUUAGUUAAUAUUAAAAUCGGUUGAUUCUAUUUGGAGCACUGUAGCAAAAUAAUUUGUUUAUUUGAAUUACUUUGACAAGUUGUUAAUCAAUGAUUAGAAGAAUCAGUUCAUUCAAAUUAUUUUCAGACACCAAUGUGAAUCAGCAAUAAUCAGACACCAAUGUGAAUCAGAAUUAAUAUCUUGUUUCAAAUCAAACAAUUUUUACCUACUAUUUGAAUAUAUUGUUUUGAUACUAAUUUAGGGUCAUUAAUCUUUUUAGUCAUAUAUUGAAACCAGUUGAUUCGAUUUGGAUCACUAUAGCAAUAAUUCGUUUUAUUUGAAUUAUCUUGACUAUUUGUUACCCAGCCUUAUUAUAAGUGUAUAGUGUUAUAGAUUUAAAUGGAAAUGUAGCGAUUAAGCUUUUGAUUUAUUUCAUUUACUAUUUUUGUUAGCUGUAUUUCAUUGCAUAUUUCAUUUUAGUGUGUUAUUUAUAGUUUUGAUUCUGCAUAUUAUUGUAUUUUAAUAGCCUUUUUUAAUUUAAAUAUAUACUGAACAAAUUUUUGUGUAAAAACAACAAAAGUAUAUGUUUACGCGAAUGUUGCGUUUUAAUCUUAUGUAUAGAUCUCCCAUUAUGAGUUGGGGUAUUAAAAGUGAAAUAAAAACAAGGUGGUAAGUUUAUUCCAGUGAUUAUGGGAAAAAGGCAAGGGAAGUCGAAACGAAAAAGAAACGGAGAAUAAGAAACCUUAUUUGGCGUAAUAACGAAAGAAAUUAACAAAAAAUCUAACCUAUUUAAAGAGUUUUUACCUUAGUGAACCAAAAAAUCGAAAUGGCAAACCAAUUUGGAAUUCUUGCCAAAAUAAAUACGCUCAUGUUUGGCAAGCUUUAACUUCCCUCACCUGUGAAAAGUGAACUCUUCCUCUAAACUUUCUCAACAUCAACUAACUGGCCGUGAUUCUAUUAUAACAAUUGGAAGAUUCUUAAGGAACAAUGAAUCUUUAAUUGUUUUGUAAGAUUUUUGUGACUCUGUGACUUUCAUUUAUAGGCACUUCUAGAACUGUAAGGUUCAAAGCCUGAUCGAAAGCAUGACACUCUAAAUUCUGUAGACUUUAAAGAUAAAUAUUACAGUGAAAUGUGUUUUCUACUUCAAUUAUACCGAGAAUUAAGUUUACUGAAAGUCAUGAUAUCUUUAUUUUAAUUUUAUAAAGCAUUUCAUCAGGUUUUCUAAGAUCGUUUUGACAGUUUUGAAAUCAUUCAAAAUCUAAGGGAUAGAGUUCUUCUGUCCAAGAUAGCCUAUUCAACUUAAUUCCUUGUGAUGGCGAUGUUCGUACAUUUCAUUCUACAUAUUCUUUUAAUCUUUUCACCUUAAAUGUUUUACAGUGUAUAAUUUUCUUUUAUUACGGAGCACAGUAAUCGUAUGGCAAAAAACAAUUGCUGCAAAUUAAAUAUAUUUUCUAGAGAAUAAUAAUCUUUCUAGAGAUUAAUAUCUGUAAGGAAGACUAAUAUAAUAAACGCGGUAUUUUUUUUUUCAAAAAUAUGUAUUUUGUAAUAUGUUAAAAAUAACAAAAUUUAACUUCCUCCCUAUCAUAUCAGUGUAAAUUAUCUAUCGAGGAAAAAUCCAGAGAAAUUUUUACCUUAAUUGCAUUUUUUAUUUGUACAUAUAAGGAUAAGGGGAAACAUAUUUUAAAUAAGAUAACUGAAAAUAUCUUUAUCAUCGCAAAAUAUGGUUUGAUCUAAUUCGGAUAUAAAUGACAAAGAUAAGAUGUAUGUCUUUAAUCUGUCAUCCAUGAUAUAUCAUCGAAAUUUUUUCAAAUACAGCUACAUUAAAUGUAAUGUAACCAUAUAAAUUUGUUAUUGUCAAAAUGUGUAAAUUAUCUGUCUGUUACUGUGUAAAUUAUCGAAUAAAUAUUUUACAAACAUA